Messenger RNA from Drosophila ficusphila, 1025 nucleotides. Its product is annotated as histone H3-like centromeric protein cid. Lineage: Eukaryota; Metazoa; Arthropoda; Insecta; Diptera; Drosophilidae. The transcript has a single exon. Gene Ontology annotation, cellular component: nucleosome. The record is from RefSeq and is a predicted model, not a curated record. Gene Ontology annotation, molecular function: protein heterodimerization activity; DNA binding; structural constituent of chromatin. Bases 89 to 799 code for a protein of 236 amino acids.
UCGGUCACACUGCACAAAAAAAGCGGGAAUGCUUUCAAACAACAAAAUUAACGCCGAGAUUCUAAGAUAGAUAAAAGAAAAUCACAUAAUGCCAAGAAAAACCGCCGCGAGGACCACCAAUGUGCCAAAACCAACAUUAGGCGACACGGACGCUGAAAGCGACGACGACACUGCAUUCCGAUCACCUGAACCCGAGGAUGGCACCGACUACGGCUUAGAGUUUACCACCAGUCGACUGACGCUGCAGGAUGCCAACAAUCGUCGCUGCUCGACGCUGCGCAAGGACACAAAUGCCGGCAGGAGAACCCGGCAAGCGGAAAGGACCUCAUCCAGCGCCGAGGAAGAUGAGGAAAACUAUCAACCGGAACUUAGGCAGUCAAAUCGACAAGAGCGACAGCCGGCAUCCAAUCAGCAGCAGAGUCGCCAAGCUGCCGGCCAGGUAACAAGAGCAGGAACCAGCGGUACCCAGGCUCAGCCCAGGCGACGCAAAGCUCCGAAUCCCAUAAGCAGGGCUAGGCGAAUGGAUCGCGAUAUCCGCCGACUGCAGGAAAAUCCGGGCUUGCUCAUACCGAAACUGCCGUUCUCGCGACUGGUGCGAGAACUAAUUGUCCAGUUCAGCGACGGCGCGCCAUUGAGGGUCACCGAGGGUGCCUUGUUGGCCAUGCAAGAAUCCUCCGAAAUGUACUUGACCCAACGGCUCUCCGACGCCUACUUGCUAACAAGACACCGCAGUCGCGUCACGCUGGAGGUGCGCGACAUGGCGUUGAUGAGCUACAUCUGUGACCGUGCUCAUCGCUAGACCAAAAUACGCAAGGCUGUAAGGCAUAUUUAGAUUUUAAUUUAAUAAUUAAAUCCUGUAUAGUUAGAUCCACAUUAUAGUAAAUCUGGAGCGGCAGGUUUUAGUUCUUGUAUUUAGCUUGGAUUCCGUGUUAGUUUUGUUGUCGCGCAAAGUUUUGAUUAUACAUUUUGUAAUUUUAAGUGUAAAAAUGUUGAAUAAAAAGUUUUUAAGCAUUUUGUUAGCUUUA